Messenger RNA from Fusarium musae, 1227 nucleotides. RefSeq lists its product as uncharacterized. Gene Ontology annotation, molecular function: epoxide hydrolase activity. The transcript is spliced from 2 exons. NCBI's taxonomy places the organism in Eukaryota, Fungi, Ascomycota, Sordariomycetes, Hypocreales, Nectriaceae. Bases 1 to 1227 code for a protein of 408 amino acids. The record is from RefSeq and is a predicted model, not a curated record. Gene Ontology annotation, biological process: epoxide metabolic process.
AUGAACCUCGUUCAAAAGAUUGGUGGGAGCCAAAACCUCAAGUUGAGUCUCUUGUUGACUUUUGGUCACCUGGUUCAGCCAUUGAGUGAUCCUGAAGAUGCUGGUACAAACCAGCCGUUCCAUGUUGUGAUUCCGGCCUUGCCUGGCCUGGGCUUCAGCGAUGCUCUUCCUUCUAAUGCACCUCCUGUUUCUACAACAGCUCAGCUACUGGACAGCUUGAUGAAGAGAUUAUCAUACGAACAUUACGUUGGAAGUAACGCCGGCUCUGCUUCAAUUUCCCCAGCUGCUAUUGAUUGGAGACUGGCCCGGCACCUUUCAAUUCACUAUUCAGAAUCAUGUCUGGGGUUUCAUUUUAUUGCACCUCCUCUGACAUGCCCUACACUUUCGGGCUCGGCCAGUGAGUGGUUAAAAUGGAAACUUGCUCGACUCUUUGGCUCUUCAAUUCUGGGCUACUCCAAGGACGACCUCUCGGCUAUACAGAAGCAGGAGACGCCGCAGUUAAGCAAGAAGUCGGCUGUUAACCUGGGUCAGCAUAGCCGCAGUGACUUUGAACCAAACACGCCGUCAUAUGCGCUGUGUGACUCUCCGACAGGCCUCCUCCUCUAUGUGCUGAAACUGCUCCGGACUCUUGGUCCCAAGAAGGAACUUACACCUAAAGACAUCAUCACUCUCACCUGUCUCAUAUGGCUACCUGGCCCUGAGGCUGCUCUGCGAUUCUGGGCUCAAUGCGCGUCAGAGAUCGAGCCUGUGGAGGAAAAGAAGACGACAAAGAAACCCAAGGUUGCCAUUACCGUUUUCACUGGAGACGAGGAUCAGGCUGAGCAGCAACGAACACUCCCACGUCCUGCAAAGACCAUGUACUCUUGCCCUGGCUGGGCUAACAGGGAAUACCACGUCGUGCACCUCAACCGAGCCCCUGGAACUCCAGGUUUCUUGGCUUGGGACCGGCAAGAUGUGAUAGUUGAAGGAAUGCGCGGUCUAGUGAAAGCAAUAUUGGCAAAGGAUAAAAGGAUUCAAGUUGCUGAACAGCCUGGGGCUGUUCUUCAGGAUCAGCUCGAAGUGCAGGAUGGCCGGAUAGCCCAAGCAGAUCUUUCUGGAACAACAGUCCAGGAUCCGAACGCCAGUCCGGGUGAGGGACCUCAUAAAACUGGUGUACAGAAACCAGCAGGGGACGAUCACCAACACCUUGCCCCUCCACAAGCAGCUACACACGGAGGUACUCAUUGA